AUGAUUCAAGCUUCAACUAUUGCUUUUGUUGCAUUUGUUGUGACAACAGUUAAUGCUUUCACGACAUUUGAAAUUCAAUAUCAAAAUGCAGCAUUAAAACAUCAUAAUUAUUUACGUGCUCGUCAUUGUGCAUUACCUCUUAAACUUGAUGAUGAACUGAAUACAAUAGCACAAGAUUAUGCUGAUUAUCUUGCAAGAACGAAUUCAUUUCAACAUUCAAAUAAUGGCUAUGGAGAAAAUCUUUAUAUGUCAAGUUCAUCAAGCCCAAUUACAUCUGUUGAUGGAACUGAAGCAACUCAAACAUGGUAUGAUGAAAUACAAUAUUAUAAUUUUAAUAGACCUGGUUUUUCUUCCCAAACUGGCCAUUUUACACAAGUCGUUUGGGAAGGAUCAGUUGAACUCGGUGUUGGUAUUGGUUUCAGUAGUGAUCAACGUAGGGUUUAUGUUGUCACAAAUUACUGGCCCCCAGGCAAUUUUCAAGGUCAAUAUGCCGAAAAUGUAUCUCCACCUAAUUGCUAA
Messenger RNA from Rotaria sp. Silwood1, 519 nucleotides. NCBI's taxonomy places the organism in Eukaryota, Metazoa, Rotifera, Eurotatoria, Philodinida, Philodinidae. The record is from the annotation of a GenBank genome assembly.